ACUGUCUGUGUGAGUGUGUGUGUGCGUGCAUUGGUGCCCUGUGAUGGGCUGGCCCCUCGUCCAAGGUGUCCCCUGCCUUGUCACCAGAUUUCCCUUGAAUAAGCUCCAGGCUCCCCACGACUCUGUGUAGGAUAAGCGGUACAGAAAAUGGAUGGAUUUAUUAUCGUUAUUAUUCCAAAUCUAACAUCUAUGAGGAGAGAAGUCGUGUUUAUACACCAUCAACCAAAAAUAACAGAGCUUGCGUAUGAAAGUUAGAUAGCUGAAUAGGGAUAUAUAUAUAUAUAUUUUUUUAUAUCAAAGUUACAAGGAGAACCAGAGAACAAGAAGAAGAACAAGAAGACCAAGAGGAACAAGAACAAGAAGGAUAAGAACAAGAGGAAGAAGAACAAGAAGACCAAGAGGAACAAGAACAAGAAGGAUAAGAACAAGAGGAAGAAGAACAAGAAGAAGAACAAGAAGACCAAGAGGAAGAAGAACAAGAACAAGAGGAAGAAGAACAAGAACAAGAGGAAGAAGAACAGGAGGAAGAAGAACAUGAACGUCCUUCACUAUUACAUUCCACUCCUGUUGGUGGCGGUAAUGUACCCCAUACUGUCUGCCAUUACAUUAGAAGAAGAAGACCUCACAAACGAAGAAGAAGGAUUUCUCGACAGGAUUCCACAGGGGAAAAGGAAGUUAGACCUGAACAGGUAGCAGCUCGCUGAGGUUUUGACUCCGAGAAUCACGUUUUCUAAUGGAGUCAGAGCUUUGUGAGAAUGUGAAAACUGAGUUUUGCAUGACUUCAGAUGGGGGGACAUCAGACUCUGUGCGAUUUGUGAUCCCUAUUCCUGUGGAUCAACAGAAGCCUGUGAAAAAAGAAGAACCUGAAGAUGAAGCCUAUCUCUAUGGAGGGCCAUCAAGCCCUGUGGGAUGUGUCAUCACUACUGACCAACAGACUGGAGGGUUCCAGAGGAACCUUAUAAAAGAGGAAGAACCUGAAGAUGAUGAGUUCCUCUACUGUGAGGACUGCAGAUCCUACUUCAUCAACAAGUGUGAGGUUCAUGGUCCCGCUCUUUUCAUCUCUGAUACCCCCGUUCCUCUGGGGAUUGAUGACCGAGCCAGACAAACCCUUCCACCCGGUCUAGAGGUUGGAAAGUCUGACAUUCCUGAUGCAGGCCUCGGGGUGUUCAAUAAGGGGGAGACGAUUCCACUUGGUGCACACUUUGGGCCGUAUGAAGGAGACCUGGUGGACAGAGAGGAAGCCAUGAAUAGUGGCUACUCUUGGGUGAUAUCCAGGAGCAGACAAUGUGAGACAUACAUCGAUGGCCAGAGAGAGAUGCAUUCUAACUGGAUGAGGUAUGUGAAUUGUGCUCGUAAUGAAGAAGAACAGAAUCUUGUGGCAUUCCAGUAUCGAGGAGGCAUUCUCUUCUGUUGCUGUCAGCCCAUUAAAACAGGACAAGAGCUCUUGAUGUGGUACAAAGAUGACUAUGGCAAAACCCUUGGCCUUGCCUUUGAUUACCUCUGGAAGAAAAAGUGCUCCUCAAAUGAAAUGAACAAUUCCCUGCUGCAACUUUUCUCCUGCUCCUGGUGUCUGUUUUCCUACACUUCCCAGUUUCAUCUUGACAAUCACAUCAGGAGAAGCCACUCUGAGGAGAAUAUGAUAUCAUGUGAAAUUAAAAAUGACAACGUGAUGCCCACAGUGAGCUCCAAUAUACAGCAAACAUGGCCUGAUACUCUCCACACGGACACCACUCAUGGACAAAUGCAGAAAGAACUCUAUCACUGCUCAGAAUGUGAGGAGGAUUUUAUUUCUGUCUAUAACCUCAGUAAGCACCAGUGUGUCCACACAAGACAAAAGCCAUUUCCCUGCACGCAGUGUGGGAAGCGUUUUACUUACCAGCGUAAUCUCGGACAGCAUCAGCGCAUUCACACCGGAGAGAAGCCGUAUCGCUGCUCGCAGUGCGGGAAGAGCUUUAAUAACGGGAGUAAUUACAGACAACACCAACGCAUUCACACCGGAGAGAAGCCGUAUCGGUGCUCGCAGUGCGGGAAGAGUUUUACUAACCAGUGUCAUCUCCGACAGCAUCAGCACAUUCACACAGGAGAAAAACCACAUCGCUGCUCACAGUGUGGGAAGAGCUUUAAUCAACAGAGGUAUCUGGAAAGACACAAGAGCGUUCACUCGGGAGAGAAGCCGUAUUACUGCUCACAGUGUGGGAAGAGUUUCAAUCGACAGAGUCAUCUCCAAACACACGAGCGCAUUCACACGGGAGAGAAACCGUAUCAGUGCUCGCAGUGUGGGAAGAGCUUUAAUCAACAGAACGAUCUCCAAAGACACCAGCGCAUUCACACGGGAGAGAAACCGUAUCACUGCUCAGAAUGCGGGAAGAGUUUUAUUCAGCAGAGCGAUCUUCAAAAACAUCAGCGCGUUCACAUGGGCGAGAAACCGUAUCACUGCUCACGUUGUGGACAGAGGUUCACUUCUGUCAAUUCAUUUACGACACAUAAGUGCACCAAUCUAGACCAGACAAUUUAAAGUACAACAUAGAACAUGAUUAGCGCAUAUAUAAUAUAAUAUAAUAUAAUAUAAUAUAAUAUAAUAUAAUAUAAUAUCUCAAUGUAGUAAAAGUUUAGCUGGUGUUUAUGACAAAUGUCCUCCAGAAGCUGUGCUUCUUCUGUUUCUUCCUUUUAUUCCAACACUACUACAAAUAAUAAUAAAAAAAGUUCAUAUAUCAGUCCCUUGAGGAUUUAGCGAAAUCAUGGAAACUCAAGAGCAGAGAUGCGUCAUGUGACGUCAUCGAGACGUAGGUUCAGCCAAAGCCCUCAUUGAUUAAUGUGCACCGAACACGAGUACAGCUAAAAAGUCUUAUUUACUAACAAACGUCACCGUGAAAGACCGUGCAAAAUAUUUUCGUGCGAUUGCGAUUUCGCCAGUUCGAGUCGUUUCCCGGAAAAUAAAAAAGCAUAAAAAUUGCUGUGCAAAUUCGGAAAAAAGUCGCAGCAAAAUCGAGCGUUUUUGGUUGCAACAAGCACAAAAAACAAACAAACAAACAAAAAAAAACCUCUGAAAUCCUGUAGGGACUGAUAUAUUUAUUCCAUAGGACGUUCCUCCUGUAUAUUAACCCUUUGUAUACUGUAAGCCUGCUUUGAAUUUGAUUUAGCUUUGACUUUUUCACCCACUUCACCUUUUAUCAUUACUGUUUUUGUGCCACAAUGUUUGCGCAAGACUUUCAUAAAAGAAUGUAACGAAAAACAUGAUCACAAGUUAGCUCUGAUGAAUUGGACUGUGUCGUUGUUAAGUAGCAGCACUCACCGGUCAUGCUCCUGCCGGGUUGGCUACUUCCUCUCCUCUGAGCAUUUCACUUCCCCCUACUGUCUAGCUGGCCAAGUGGAGUAGAUUUUUAUUGUAAUUACAACCAUAUACUAUGUACAGUAUAAAGUGAGAUAAAAUAAC
Ictalurus punctatus (channel catfish) is the source of this 3433-nucleotide messenger RNA. RefSeq names its product histone-lysine N-methyltransferase PRDM9. The record is from RefSeq and is a predicted model, not a curated record. The transcript has 8 exons. Gene Ontology annotation, cellular component: nucleus. NCBI's taxonomy places the organism in Eukaryota, Metazoa, Chordata, Actinopteri, Siluriformes, Ictaluridae. Gene Ontology annotation, molecular function: protein binding; histone methyltransferase activity. Bases 734 to 2515 code for a protein of 593 amino acids.